AUGCUUCGACGCUUAUCAAGAAAAGGUUCAACAUCAACACAAGGAGGAAAGAAUGAUGCGCUGGUAAAAUUCCUUGAAUUCAUUGACUCAUCGAUAUGGGCCCUCCCGAUCGCGACUUUUAUUGAACAUCGUUCUGUAGCGUUCGAUCGGCAGCAAGCGGAUGUUUCGCUAUUUGAGAACAUUCACAAAGAAUUUCGAGAGUUGGUGGACACACUCGUCGAAUGCUUCUGUGCAGAUACAAACAUACCAUUGGAGCAGCUACGAGCAGAAUUGAAAUCUGCAAAAGCCGAUCAGCUGACACUCCAUCAAAAGACUAGCCUUGAACCAGUGGCAGCUGCACAAGACUUCAAUGUAUUCGUGCCUAUGAUGAUGAGAAAAAAUGUCGAACUGCAGCUGCAAGCCUUACAGAUGAUUGAGUUCAUGUGCGGUCUUAUCCCUUCCGUGCUUCAAAUCGAGGAAGGAGAAAGUUUCAAAAAUAAAGCUAAAAUAAUCUCACCUGAAGAGACUGAAAGAUAUGUGCUCAUAGCAGUAAUGAGACAGAGCAAAGAAGAAUUCGACAACCUUAGCCGACGUGAGAUGGAAGAGUUGGAAGAAGUGCUUCGUAGUAGCGAAGAAGAAAGGAGACGUCUUGAAGAAGAACGAGCGAGAGAGCAAGCAAUUAUGUCUAAAGCUCUGGCCAUAACUGAUGGGGCUCAAGCGUCAGACGGGCAAAAAAGGCCGGACGACACAGCAGUAUGUGCUACGGGAAUAGAGAUACAACAGCGUAGUGAACCCUCUGAAGAAGUUGAAAAAGCGAUCACCAAAGCAUCCCGCGACAUUUCUGAAGUAAAAAUCCAAAGAACACCAUCAGCCAAGAAAAAGCGUGGAAGUAUUAGCGAAAGGCCGCCCUCGCCAAAAAUCUCUGCGCCUGUAGAGAAGGAGCGAAACGAAAAUGCAGGGCCAAAAUCUCCUUCUGUUAAAACCGCUGAUGAAACGCAGAACGCCGAUAGACCGUCUACAAAAAAAGAGGGGCGUCCCCCGACUACAAAAAGGCCGAGUUCGAAAGAGAGGAGAGCUUCCUUAGGCGCAACCAAGGAAAGACGACCAUCUACUGAAGCAAGAAAGCGAAAAGACGAAUCUAAAACGGGGAAGAAGACAGCAAAUGGAGAGGAAGACGAGGGACUAUGGCAAGGGCCAAGAACGAAGAAUGUUUAUGAUGUUAACGCUCUCUUACAAGAACCAUCACGCUUGAAUUCUGCACAAUUGCGAAGCCGAGCGGAAUAUUUGCGAAUGCAAAGAGAUCGCCUCCUUGCCUUGAAAGCAUCGGAAAGAGAAAAACAGAUGAACGAGGUAAGCCAGCGAGCUGCCCAAGAACGACCACGAACUGCAAAAGCUGCUCGAGGUUUGAUGCGUGGAAGCCGGGGUGGAAUCGACCACGACGAUGUUUUGGCUGCUCGUCGUGAAAUUGUGGAGAAGCUGAAGACUGAGAUUGAUGGAAAAGCAGAUGAUGCAUAAGUGUGAUGAA
Cylicocyclus nassatus is the source of this 1504-nucleotide messenger RNA. NCBI's taxonomy places the organism in Eukaryota, Metazoa, Nematoda, Chromadorea, Rhabditida, Strongylidae. The record is from the annotation of a GenBank genome assembly.